CUGCAGGGCAACAAAUCGUUUAGGAAUGUGCCCCACAAGGAGUUCUUAUCGCUCCCGCUGUAGUGCAGGAGGAAAAGCAAAACAAUCUAGAAUUUGAGGUUAAAACAUAUCCCACAGUGGCAGACAGCCAGUAGCCGUGCCGGAAGACAUUCUAUCGCCAAACGAUGACAAGCCCAGAACCAGUUCGGCGGCCAAAAAGGGAAAAACUGAGGCGCAAAGCCGAGAAACAAAAGCACGCCAAAAGCAACUUGGGUGCGCCAGCAAAAGCCAACGUUAGUGCUACUCCGGCAGACAACAGGAGAAUCGACCAGCUAAUGGAGCAGAAGCGAGCAUGGAGAACGCUGGAAUCACUUAUGCAAGUGGAAGACAGACCCCGACAGAUGUUUCCCAGGCACCAACACACCUCUCGGUCAGCUCGGCUAUAGCCGAAACCACAGGAGAGCUGCCGCUAGAGACCCACCAAAUAGUCAUGGAAGUGGAAGACUUCCACAGAUAUCACAAACACCAACAUAUGUGUCACAGGAGCCAACGCCGACUCAUCCAGCUCACCCAAAUUCAAUCAAUAAGAAAACCUUCUGCCUAGUGGUGCCCGACAUGGACAACAGCUCGAUCACGCUGCAGCCUCAUGUACUGUCGAAUACGGUGGGACGAUGCCAGCAGCAUUGUGUCGGACAGCCUGGAGGCGGCUAUGGAAGUGAUACCUCCUAUGUCAGCCACUACACGGACAGCGAUGGCCAGAUCAUUUGGCAGCGCUACAGCGCACGUCAGCAGGUGCUCAAGCGUCGUCGUCGCUCCCUGAAGACACGUCCCUGGUACCACAAAUGUUCUACGUUUGUGCGUUUGCACAAAUCAUUAAAGAGCGUCAAGAGACCCGGCGUUGAAUCGCUGCUGCCAGUUCUGGCCCAUCAUCAGUUUCCAUUGAAAAUCGGGAGAGCAUAAUCCAACGCUUGAAUGCCUACAAAAGGCGAUUCAAGGUGAAGAACGAGUCGGACUGGCUGGACGAGCACUACAAGACGGCAAUGGAAGUUUUCUCUACGGAUUAUGGCAAUGCCACAGAGCAGGACAAAUCAGAGAAGCCGCAACAGCAGCAGCAGUAGCCACCAGCAGCAGCGCUUGGUAAGCUGAGCGUUCAUGUUGCCCAUCAGAUGAACAUUCCAGCAGUAGCAGCACCAGCAGCAGCACCUGUAACUGUAGCAGCCGUGCAGGCAGCUGUUGAAGAUUAAAAAAACAUCCUCCGAAUCGGCUUUAAGAUUAGAGGAGGAUGAGGAAGUUGUUGAGGAAUUGAGUUCCCCGACGAGCGGCUUUGGUGAUAGUACAGAGGAGAGUGCUUCAUGUGGCAUUGGGACCUCUGCCUGCGAUCCUUCUGCCUUCUCGGAUCCACUGGAAAAUGAUGAUGAAGAUGACGAGGACACCGACUGCAUGCAGCUCUGGGAGGAGACCUACCAAACAACGUCAGCAACGAGUACAUCAUGGCACAGGCCAGCAUCAUGGGACGGUACUGGUAGCCCACAUUCAGCCGCAGACUCCGAUUCACAUUUACGCUGCUUACGCAAUUGACGGCUGCAUGACGGCACACACAUGCAGUCCCGUGAGCACCACGAAGUAAAUUAUGUCACGGAAUUUGAGCAUUGCAAA
This is a messenger RNA of Drosophila guanche, 1635 nucleotides long. RefSeq lists its product as uncharacterized. The record is from RefSeq and is a predicted model, not a curated record. The transcript is spliced from 3 exons. NCBI's taxonomy places the organism in Eukaryota, Metazoa, Arthropoda, Insecta, Diptera, Drosophilidae. Bases 595 to 939 code for a protein of 114 amino acids.